AUGAGCGUCGCGUGCGAGCGGGGCUUCGGGUCGCAGUGGGUCCUCCAAGAGCUCGUCCCGGGGCGCGUCGAGCACUCCGUGUCGCUGCUGGUGCUUGCUGGCCGCAUCCUGGACAGCGUCGGCACCGCCUACGAGUGCGACCGUGACGUGUACAUCUGGCCGCACGUGCGCGGGGCCCGCGUCUCCGCCCGGGUCGUGCCGCCAGAGGAACUGGCCGUGAUGGAGCAGUUUCUCGUUGACUACAGCGGCGUCUGCAACUUUAACUACAAGCUCCCAGAGGGCGGCGGCAUGCGCAUCUUCGAGAUCAACACCCGUGUAGGCGGCGACCUCGCCUGCGACGCGCCCCGCUCCCAGGCGGCGCGGCUGCUGGAGGCGCUGUGGCAGCUGCCCGCGGGCGCUUCCGGAACCCCCGCCGCGGGGCCCAGCGCCGCUGCGGACCAGCCGAGGGUCGCCGGCAGCUGGGGCGAGCCGCUGGUGAUCGAGCCCAAGGGCGGGGGGCACCGGGUCACACUGGUGUACCUGCACCCCUUCAGGGUGGGACUCCGCGACUAUGUGCGGAAGAUGGGACUCUUCGCGGCAGAGGGGCUCCGGGUCGUCAUGCCGGACGCCCCGAAGAUCGCCAUGAGCUGCUACGAGGGGCGCCCCCACAAGGCUUGGUACGACUACCUUACCGACCGGCGCGGGGAGGCGGAAGACGACGCCGAUGAGGUCACGCUGGCCGACACGCGCAGGCACUUGUUCGACAUCCUCGACGCCGAGCUUGAGUUCCUGCUCACCGCCGGCGGCGGCGGCGCCGUUGGCGAGGCGUUUGUGUGCAAGGAACGCCUGCUCGUCGGCGGCUGCUCCCAGGGGUGCGCGGCCGCUUUCGACGCCGCGCUGAGGUACCGCCACCGGCUGUGCGCGUUUGUGGGCGUGGUGGGGCACCCCCUCUCCACGACUCCGUUGGAGAAGCACAGGGGCAUGCCGCUGCACUUCUUCAACGGCCUCGGCGACAAGGUCAUGCGGUGGCACUGGGUCGGGCCGUCCCUGGACAGGCUCAGAAUCUCGGGCCACCACGUCGUGGCCCACGGCCCUUUUCCUGAAGUGCACCACGGGGUGGGCCGCGACUUCGAAGCGAGGGCGUCGCGGCGCACGGUCGCCGCCGUCGCGAGGCGCUCCCUGCUGCCGGCGCAGCGGCUGCCGGCGCUUGAGCGGGCCGCGGGGCUCGGCCUCUUUUUUUGCCUCGGAGAGCUGCUGCUGCUGCUGCUGCUCCUUCAUCUCGCGGUGCUGGCGGCGCUCCCCGUGUACUUCCCUUCAUGGUCGGGGGGCCCAGGGCUGAUCAGGCGAACGGAGCUGACGGACGUCAAGUGGCGGAGUUUGGGCUGUGGCCUCGGGCUUCGGCAGGACGACCUCGAUGUCGCCCUUUCAUUCUGCCACACGUACUGCACGUGA
This is a messenger RNA of Prorocentrum cordatum, 1431 nucleotides long. NCBI's taxonomy places the organism in Eukaryota, Dinophyceae, Prorocentrales, Prorocentraceae. The record is from the annotation of a GenBank genome assembly.